Molecule: messenger RNA, 1181 nt
Organism: Betta splendens (Siamese fighting fish)
Lineage: Eukaryota; Metazoa; Chordata; Actinopteri; Anabantiformes; Osphronemidae
Product: C-type lectin domain family 4 member E-like
Exons: 6
Coding region: 449-1108 (219 amino acids)
Biological process (GO): biological process involved in interspecies interaction between organisms
Cellular component (GO): external side of plasma membrane
Molecular function (GO): D-mannose binding; fucose binding
Source: RefSeq, a predicted model, not a curated record
AGAAGUGCAGACUGCAGUCAAACAUAUCAGCUUUGGGUGGGAAACUAUAAUAAGUAAUUAACAAAACAGUUUUUUAUUAAAAAUGAAGAAACCUGAAGUGAGAAUGACUCUUCAAGAGGGAACCUGUGGUAAAUGUCUUCCUGGAUGGACUCCAAGACACGAUUCGAUGGGAAGUGCAACGCGCAUCUGCUGGCCUGGACGUGUGAAACGGCAGCACAAUGAAGCCUGGACACAACAAGCACCUGCAGGAAAGUGCAGGAAAUAAAACAGCUGUCAAUCAUGGGGUGUCUCAAUCUGGGGCUACUGUUCCUCAUUAUAAUAAUAACUACAAGUGAAACCCCCAUGCACACAUUCAAAGUGACGCUGCCUCUGUGCCGGACGUCGUCUGCCAGCAUCAGCAGGAGCAUAAAAGAGGAAACAAGCAGAGCGAUGGACAGAACCUGCAGCAAUGGACAGAGUAGCGUUCAUCAGAAAUGCUCCUGAGCUUUUCUCAACCUCUGGACAGGGUGUGAGUGUCUCCAACCGACGGCUUCUGCUCGGUUUGGCUCUGCUCAGUGUUGUUCUGCUCAUAGUUGCUGUCGCUCUCAGAAUUAAUUACGCUAGAGCAAAAGCAGGCUGCCUCCAUGAUUCCAUGGAGUUCAACAUAUCAGCUCUGGAGGGAUCCUGUGGUAAAUGUCUUCCUGGAUGGACUCUGUUUAACUCGUCCUGUUACUUCUUCUCCUACUUGGAGUCUGCUACUGUUAAAAAGAACUGGACAGACAGCAGAGCAGACUGUGUUGGCCGUGGAGCCGACCUGGUUGUGAUCGACAGCCAGGAGGAGCAGAAAUUUGCAAGUAACAGCAUUAAUAAAAUGAAAACGAGUACUAGUGUCUGGGAGAAUGGAUUCUGGACCGGCCUCACUGACACAGAAGCAGAGGGGGCAUGGGUCUGGAUUAAUAACGUCACCGAGGUGGAGCAAAGGUACUGGAUGGACGAUGAACCAAACAACCAUUGGGGAGGCGAGGACUGUGGAGUCAUCAUCUACAGCCCCUCGAACCCCUGGAAGACCCGAUACGAUGGCCAGUGUCACACUCCAUUACACUGGAUAUGUGAAACCACAUCAAGAUAAUCCAAGGACACAUUGACCAAUGUAUUGAUACUGAUACUUUGGAAAUGCAUAAAGUUUAAUAAAAAGUACUGUA